AUGUCAGUUGCCGUUGGAAACGCCCAGAGGCCGCUGAUGGAUCAUACGCAAGACAGAGAAGCAACGAUCAAGGCGCUGACGCGGGAGAUUGAGGAACUCCGGGAGAAGAUUAGGGAGAAUGGUCGCCAAAAGCGUGAAGCAGAAGAAGAAGCUGAAAGAGAGCGGAAACGCACCGAAAAGGCAGAGAAACCCAUGCAAGACACCACCAUCAAAGAAUACCUGGACGCCUGUCAGAAACAUCUCUUUGACCGACUCAAAGUUGAGCCCGACAUGGCUCGCGGGCCGCAGGGCGGCCUCACUAACCCAACCAAAAAGUGGUGUCGGACGAAGCUACUGCCCUGGACGAACUUUCUCGACGAUUAG
Molecule: messenger RNA, 363 nt
Organism: Chaetomium globosum CBS 148.51
Lineage: Eukaryota; Fungi; Ascomycota; Sordariomycetes; Sordariales; Chaetomiaceae
Exons: 2
Coding region: 1-363 (120 amino acids)
Source: RefSeq, a predicted model, not a curated record